Impatiens glandulifera is the source of this 1612-nucleotide messenger RNA. RefSeq names its product nucleosome assembly protein 1;4-like. The record is from RefSeq and is a predicted model, not a curated record. Gene Ontology annotation, cellular component: nucleus; chromatin. NCBI's taxonomy places the organism in Eukaryota, Viridiplantae, Streptophyta, Magnoliopsida, Ericales, Balsaminaceae. The transcript is spliced from 12 exons. Gene Ontology annotation, biological process: nucleosome assembly. Gene Ontology annotation, molecular function: histone binding; chromatin binding. The coding region runs from base 123 to 1262 and encodes 379 amino acids.
AGGUCACAAUUGCGAGAGGGAAAACUGAACGGCGAUACAAAGGAGAACCGCUCACUCAAUCUCCGAUCUCGCCUCUUUCUCUUGAUUCAUUCAUUCAGUCAUCUUCAAUAAUCUCUUCAGCAAUGAGUGACAGCAAAAAGGACACCAUGGAUAUGUCCGAUCUUACUUCUACCCUUCCCGCGGCCGCCGCCGCUCUUAGUGCGGAGGACCGAGCAGGCCUCGUCAAUGCUUUAAAGAACAAGCUUCAAGAUUUGGCCGGUCAGCAUUCAGACUUUCUUGAGAGUUUGACCCCUAAUGUUCGGAAGCGUGUGGAGUUCCUCAGAGAGCUUCAGACUCAACACGAUGAACUGGAGGCUAAGUUUUUUCAGGAAAGGGCCAUAUUGGAAGCUAAGUAUCAGAAGCUUUAUCAACCACUUUACUCAAAGAGGUAUGAUAUUGUGAAUGCUGUCACCGAAGUUACCGGUGCUGAUAGUGAGACACCACAGAAUCAAGAAGGAGAUAAAGAAACCGAAGAGAAAGGUGUGCCAAAUUUUUGGCUCAUUGCAAUGAAGACAAAUGAAGUGUUGUCUGAAGAGAUAUCAGAACGUGAUGAGGAGGCUCUCAAGUAUAUUAAAGACAUUAAAUGGCUUAAGCUUGAUGAUCCCAAGGGUUUCAAGCUAGAGUUUUUCUUUGAUACUAAUCCUUUCUUCAAGAAUUCUGUUCUGACCAAAACUUAUCACAUGAUUGAUGAUGAUGAGCCAAUCUUGGAAAAGGCUAUUGGGACGGAAAUUGAAUGGCUUCCAGGAAAAUGCUUGACCCAGAAAAUCCUUAAGAAGAAGCCAAAGAAAGGGUCAAAGAAUGCAAAACCAAUCACAAAGACAGAAACUUGUCAGAGUUUCUUUAACUUCUUCAAUCCUCCACAAGUUCCUGAUGAUGACGAGGAUAUUGAUGAAGAUGUGGCUGAGGAACUUCAGAACCAAAUGGAGCAAGACUACGAUAUUGGUUCAACCAUUCGAGACAAGAUUAUUCCUCAUGCAGUAUCAUGGUUUACCGGCGAGGCUGUGCAGGUAGAUGAGUUUGAUGACUUAGAUGAUGAAGAUGGUGAGGAAGAAGAUGACGAUGAAGAUGAUGAAGAAGAUGAGGACGAUGAUGAAGAAGAUGAGGACGAUGAAGAAGAGGAGACGAAGGGAGCGAAGAAAAAGACUUUGGCGCCACCUAAGAAGCGUAGCAGUGUACCAGCUGGUGGGGAAGGUGAGCGACCUCCAGAAUGCAAGCAGCAAUAGAGGAGGCAAGAGAGAAGAACAUGAGCAAGCAAAAUUUUGGGUUGAUUUGAUUAAACUUUUGUGUUUUUCUUCUUCUAUUACUUAUCUUUUUAAUUAAUAUUCUGAGUUGUGGUUGAUGAUCUCUUCAUACCUCUUUACCCACUCACUCCUAUAUAACAACCAGAGGUGGGGGAGGGGGAGGGAGAGGAGUCUUGAGAUAUUUGGUGGGUUCUUUUUUUUUGUUUUGUUAAGAGUCUAAGUCGGUUUGCUACUGUUACUGCAUUCCAUACUGUUAUUUAUUACUUAUGCUUUGAAUUGAAUAUUGCCUGGUACAUUUUUAUACUAGAAGUUCGGUUGUUGAUUUUUGAUAA